UAGUGCCUCAGUCACCGGGAGGAGCCACAAAAUUGGGGUCGACAGCCCGUGAAGCUGGAAGCAGCACCCCAAAACUUCUCUGGGCCUCCGUAUUUCCGUCCCAUGUGCGGCGCAUAUCCCUCCGCCACAGUCACCCCACCCCUCCUUCCAUUGCUGAGCUCGUCAAUUCCCGCAGUCCCCGGAUGGAAACCGUAAUGGCCGCCAAUAGUGACUCGUCGGACUAUGGAGACGGGCGAGGAUUGUCUGUACAUUGAGUGCAACAUCUUUUCAGUCUCCAUUUUAUGCCUGUCAUCUCUUGGAAAGGAAAAAUAUUGAACAGUCACUGAAGAAUGGAAUUGUAGUUUGCUUUAAAGAAUACAUGAAAUUGAGGAAAUCUUGGAAUUCUCAUAAGGUUCAGUAAAAGAUCAAAUAAUAUAACUAUAUUAGAAUAUUUUAAGUAAGAUGCCAUCUGAACAAGAAGCGGCUUUUUGCAUUCAAAAUACAAACUUUUUACAAGAAAAUGUGUUGGACAGAAUACGUGUUUCUUCACUGGAUAUUGCUGUUGAAAAACCUACACCUCAGCCUGCAAUUUCAGAUAUUUUCUCCUAUGGAUUAAAAAAUGUGAAAAUAGAGUUGCCUAGGGUAAAUAUUCCAAAUGAAGUGAUAUUUAAACAUGAAAUUGACAGAUAUGUGAAAUUAUUUAAAUGUAAAGAGAAACCUGCAGGAAUAUCUUUUAUGCCAGUAGAUAUGAUUGGAAGCAGUUUAAACUGUUCUGAGAUUUAUACUUCACAUAGUAAAUUGGGAUUGCAUUCUGAAGAAGGAUUGAAAACAUCAGCAAAAAUACUGAAUUUUAGCUGUACAAAAUGUCAAAACAACAUUCGAUAUAGUCCAAAUGAUUUACAGAAACAUUUUCAGCUGUUACACCCUGGAGAGUUGCCAUCUUAUCCCUGCGAAAUGUGUAAUUUUUCAGCUAAUGACUUCCAGUCAUUUAACCAACAUCGUCGAACGCAUCGUAGCACUUUAGUAGAAUGUGAAAUCUGUAAUGAUGAUCAUAGAUACACUUUGUUGGACUUGACAAAACAUUUCAUAUCUAAACAUUGUGUAAACGGCCAUUUUCAGUGUGAAAGAUGUAGCUUUUCUACCCUUGAUGUAGGCACAUUUGUUCAACAUAUUCAUAGGCACAAUGAGAUACAAUAUAAAUGUGAUAAAUGUCACCAUACAUGUUUUUCAAAAGAAGAGUUUCAAAAGCAUGUCGUUUCACACACUGGCACAUUUCCCUUCGUUUGUCAGUAUUGUAACUACAUGGCAUCACGAAAAAACUAUCUUUUAAAACAUAUUAUUACCUUACACAGAGACCAUCUCUAUGCAAAAGGUCAAGCAGACAGAGUUAACAAUGAAAAGAAGUUGAAGACUUCAACAGGACUAAAACUUAUCUUGAAAAGGUAUAAAACAGGAGCAUCGAGGAAGGCACUAUGGAGACGCAAAAGAAUUACCACUGGUGAUUGUAUAAUUGGAGAUGAUGAUAGACAAGUUCUCAAAAAUGUGAAGGAAAUUCAGCCUAAAUCUGAAGACCUUGCCCAUUCUGCAAGAGAGCUACACUUAAAUGAAGACCACAUUCUUCCAAAUGAAAAACAUACAUACACUGGAGCAAAAUGUGCUCCGGCAGUACAGUACAAUAGAGCAGAAGAUGGAUUGGGUGCUGGAAUGGGACUGUUGAAAAAAGCUGUUCAUGGCCCUACAGUGUUGAUGGUUAAAAACAAUAAAAUAACUGUUCCUGCAAACUACAGUGCUAAAUUUAUGGGAUUCAAAAUGGUGGAUGGAAAACAACAUAUAGUAAUAAAAUUGCUACCUACAGAUAAACAGAAUUUGCCAACAGGAAAUAAAAUUGAUAGAGUUAAGGAUGGUUCAACUGAAUGUCUGCAACAGACAGCGGACAACUUGAAUUUACCUUCAGGUGCUGGACUUCAUGACAUUAAUAAAAUAUCUAAGAAUUCUGUUCAUUCAGUAGCAUCUUCUCCAUUAUCAUUUUCUAGUCAAUAUUCUGGAAAAGUGAAGCAAGAAAGUAAGAGUUCCUUAAGUUGGAAUACAUCUCGAACUGUUGCACCUCCUAUUGUUGUGGUAGGAAAAUGUACAACUCAUCUGCCAGUGAAACCAGAUUCUUCACUUUCUUGUGAUUUGUUGGCAAAGACUGGAACUAGAGGUAUUCUUUCAUGGAAGAACUGUAUACCUCAAGACCAUCCUGAAGUUUUAUCCUCUGUUGGUACGCACAUGCUUCAUUAUGACCCCAUGAAAAAACCCUUUCCUCCAGAAUUCAAAGUACUGAAUGGUGAAGUGAACAAUAGCAGCAAACUUAAUAAUCUCUGCUGUUCAUCAACUGAUGUUUCUAAUCAGGCACCAUUGCCUUUCCAUAAUUACUCCAAAAUAAGCAUUUCAGAUCAGUCUAAAGAUUUUAUGUCCAGCAAAGUCUUUCCUCUUCAAAACAGGCCUAUCAGUGAAACCACAACUUGUUUUUCACAGUCAGCAGCAGGAUUAAAUUCAGAAAAACGGUCUUCAUUGCUGCCCUUUUAUGGCUUUGUAAAUACAAGUAAUGGACCAGUAUUCUCACCCAACCAAGCUAAUUAUGCCAUUGGCAGAGAGCAUUGUAUAGAAAAUCAUCAUGAUAGCCCACAGUACUUAAAUACGAAGGUAAAUCAUGUGUUGGAGCAUGUAGCUGAAAAAUCUAAACGAGGAAACCCCUCUAACUGUGUAACUUCAUCAGUUAUGCCUAAAAUAACAUCUGUUUUUUCACUCCAGAGUACUCAGGCAUCCAACUAUUUGUCACCAGAACUAAACCAAACAUUACAAGAUGUGUUAAAAGGAGAACCUGCUACUCAGUCAUAUAGCUACAUAAAACCUCAUGAUCCAUCAUUUCAAAAUAAAGCAGGUUGUAAAACAUUUACAAACUUGAAAGAUUCAACAGUUCUAUGCAGCUUAACCCAUUCGCCUGCUAAAUUCAAGAGAGAGCUGAAUAUGAACAGCACAAGAAAUGAAGGUGUAUAUUUUAGCAAUGAAGGGCAAAUCCCAACAUCAUCUUUUAGAACAGAAGAAAUAAAUUCAACAUCAAGGGGAACCCACAUUAGCACGUUGCUUAAGACUCAAGCAGAUUCAAUAAUAACACAACAGCUGGCAAAAGAAAAGAAGAACUAUAGUCUCCAUGGUCCCAACACUAUCCAUCCAACUCUUCUAGAACAGAAAUCUCUGCUGCUUCGGCCAACUCCACCAAGGUAUUUUGUACCUUUGCACCUUGCCCACCAACAGGGGUUACAAGUUAUUUCAGGAAAACCUUCUCUGAAUUCAUCAGAUGUGCAGGCAACAAGAGGUGGAACUACAUCUUUACUUUUAAACAAAGGUCCUGGAAUGAUUUUGACAUUUGGUAGUGGGUCACUUGGAACAAUUGCAAAUGCCACUGAAAAUAAUUCUCAGGUUUUAGAGAAACUUGCAUCUAAAGAGUAUGGUAAAGAAACAGUAUCUGCAUCAGAGCUGGAACUGAAAACAGACUGUUCUAGAAGCAUAAGAAAUUCUUCUGCUGUUGGUGUACGCAGUGGGACAGUAAAUGCUUCAUCCAUUGGCAUACCACAAAAGGAGCAACUUAAUGUUACAAAUGUUUCUUCUGUGAAAUUACUUGCUGGCAGUAAGGCUAACUCUUUGGAGCCAAUAAAACAACCAGAGAUCGGGCAAGAACAACCUGUUUAUGCACUUUUGCCUGAUGGCAGGCAAGCAGUUUUUCUUAAAUGUAUGUCACCAAACAAGUCUCUAGUACAGAACCAUAAUGUUUCUCAAGGUACUGCUAGUCAAAAUUCUGAACCAAAGAAACCUGGAACAAUGCAACAGAAACUUUUAUUGAAAAUUAAGACUUUUCCUGCCUCUGACAACUGCCAGCCAGUUAGCAAUGUUGUGUCAUCUUUACAGCUCAAUAGUAUGCAUUCCCAUACUAGUCCUGCACUUGAUCCAAAAAAGACAGUUCUUUCUUCAAGUGAUGCCUUAUGUCUCCCAGGUAGGUUGGUGCCUGCAAAUGCCUGUUUGGCAAGUGAUAAAUCAAAGGAUCCUUGCACUUCUACAGAAUUUGUACAUUCCUCUAGGCAUGUGAAGACAUGGUCACAAAAGACCCCAUCUGAUUCAGCACAAACUAUAACUGCUAAGAACAGGAGCAGUUUUACAAGUCAAAUAUCACCAGGGACUAUAACAAACAAGCUUUCAAAAGCUAAACGUCAUUCAAAGCAAAGUGGUGCUAAAGUUUCUGACCCUACGGUUUCACAGAAGAACAGGAAUUUGAAACGGAAAGCUAAGGAUGACAUUCAGGAACUUCCUAGAAAAAAAAUAUUGCAUCGAAAGUGUAAAGAGAAAAAUCAAAUGGAUAUGAAUGAAUUUGAGUCCUUGCUUCAGGCCCCUUGUAGACCAAGAAUGUCAAAAGACACUGUAAGGAUACUAAAGUUGCUUCCUUUUAAUUCUAAACAACUUGUCAAAUGUCCCCGGAGAAAUCAGCCAGUUGUAGUACUAAAUCACCCUGAUGCAGAUGUUCCAGAAGUUGUAAAUGUUAUGAAAACUAUUGCAAAAUUUAAAGGACAUGUGCUAAAGGUUUCUUUGUCAAAGAGAACUAUUGAUGCUCUUUUGGAGCCAGCAUACUAUAAUAACAGUUUGUACAUAUUUACUAAUAAUCUCUCUCGAAGAAAACGCAGAGUGCUAAAACCUGUAAGUCCUGUAAAAGAAAGAUUUGUUUUGAAAUUGACACUGAAGAAGACUAGCAAAAACAAUUAUCAGAUUGUGAAAGCUACCUCUGAUAAUACGCUGAAAACUACAUUUAGCUGCUGGUUUUGUGGGAGGAUAUUUGACAAUCAGGAUAACUGGGUAGGGCAUGGACAGCGUCAUCUAAUGGAAGCCACUCGAGACUGGAAUUCAUUAGGGUAAUUUAUUAUAAUUAGUGAAGAGGCAAAACAAAAUUGCAGAUUAUUUUGAAUGACAGCAUUAUGUGUUUUUUUAAGGAAAAUGUUUUGUGGUAGCACCCAAAAUGAACUUGUAUGAAUUUAAAUUAAAUAGUUGCAAUUGCAGUUUAAAGUACAUUUUGUUAUUACGAUCAUGUCAUAUAUUUGUAUUUAGAGAAUGAAUUUCAGGGCUUUUUGUUCUGUAUAUAUUUAAAAAUCAAAGUGUGUACAUAUUUUUGUACUUCAGUUAUUUGCUAUAAAAUCUUGCACAGGAAUUGUAUUUUUCCAGCUCUGUGCAUGCACUACUAAAAAUGUUUUUCAGCUACACAUAGCUAUUGCUGUAUUUUUCCUUGAUCUUUCCAAACAGAAAACAAAAUUCCCCUUUCUUUUCCAGGGAUUCAACACUGUUGUUAGCAAGUGCCUAAAAGAUGUGAAACAGUUUACUUUGUGUCGACUGUAUAACCAUAGGUCCAUGUAGGGCCAGGUUUCCUAACAGUUUCUUUUAAACAAAGCCAUAUGUGAAUGCUUUAAGCUAUAUUGCUAUGCACAUGACACUUGUACUAUUUCUGUGCAGUUUGUCUACUUUCUUAGUGAAAUAUUUUUUCAUAUACAUAAAUAAACAUGAUACUGUGUUUAAGUCUGAUAAUGAAAUCAGUUGAAAGUAUAAUGUAUUCACAGUUUGUACAGUGCAUUCCAAGUGGAUGCAUGUCAUCUCUUCUAAAUCAGUAUAAUUUUGCUACCAGAUGUAUAUAAAGGGCAUGCUGUGGUUGUAGUGGCAUUGGUCUUGCUAGAAAUCAGAUUAUGACUUUGUGAAGAUGGUAAUGUUUUGAUUGGGUUUUUUUUAAUUACAAACAUUGAUGCCUCAUAAAAUUGAAGGAACUUGGGGCAUUUUACACAAAAUUCUUCCAUAUUUAGAUACCUUUCUGAUUCUAAUGAAAAACAUUUGUCUCACAUAUGUUGUGUCCUAGAUCCUGAAACUAAAUUUCUCUAUACUGAUAGUAUAGCAUUGGCUGUCAUGUUAUAGGAAUGUCAGGUUUUUGCUGUAGUGACUCAGGCUCUCAUUUGUGUUGAUUCUAAAUCUGAUAUACAAAGUACUGUUGUCUUGAAGCCUACAGUUGGUCAGACUUCUUAAUUGCCUUCCACCCUCAUGGAAUAUGGGGUGGCAUCUUCAAAUCUAUUGGAUUGUCCAGAUAUUAUGUAUUAGACAGAAGUCUCAGAUGUGCAACAGUACAGUGGUACAUUGGCUCACGAAUGUAAUCCAUUCCAGGACUCUGGUUGUGACCCAAACUGGUCAUGAGCCAAGUCAAAUUUCCCCAUAAGGUUCAAUGUAAGUUUAAUCAGUUCUGUAACUAUUCUUUUUAAUCUCAAAAAUUUGAAGAGACAACAAAGAUCGCAGCCAUCUCCCUUCCACCCCGAGCACAAACGCAGCCAUCUCUCCCCACCAGCAUGACCGUGAUUGCACCUGUCAUCCCUGCACAAGUGCGACCUCGGCCAUAGACAGGCGUGAUCGCGGUCACGCUCAGUCAGGGAACACGGGUGCGAUCGCAGCCCUCCCCCCCCCAGCAUGACCGCGAUUGUGCCCGUCUUCCCUGCAUCGGCAUGACCGUGAUCGUGGCCAUCUCCAUCCCCUCCCCCCAGCACAACCGUGAUCGCGUCCACGCAGGGAAGAUGAGCGCAAUCACAAUGGUCACCCAAUGUGGAGGGUGAGCCACAUUGCGACCCGAGGCAAUUUUUUUUUGAAAUUUCUGUUCGCGACCCGAUUUGGUUGUGAGCUGAGGUGUUUGUGAGCCAAGGUAGCACUGUGUACGUGUUUCUCAUUCAGCCCUUCUCAAAAUAGGAAAUGAAUCUUGCAGUGCUGCAACAUGUUGUGUUCAGACUACCCUCCCUCCAAGUUUGGAGUGUGCAUUAUGUCCUCUCUUACCCUGCCCCUUGCCAAAGUGAGAAGAUGGAUACACAUGUUUUAACCCUUUUACCAGGAUGACAUUCAUUCCUGGUAAGGCAAGUCAGAACAGGUGUUAUGUAUGAUUAACCUGUGUAUUGACGGAAAUUAUAUACAAACAAAAUGAAUUUAUGUUCUAUAAGGGAAGUGAAUAACUUGAUUUAUAACAAUGUUUUGGUACUUAGAUUGCCAUUGGGUCUCUGUACAAACAAUAUGCUUAUCAGAUGACAAGAAUCAGUCUUCAGUAAGUAGGGGAAAAAUCAACUGUAAUGGGUCUCAAAUUUGUAAUAACAUUUUCAGUGUUGAAACAGUUCUUGCAAAGUAAAAUAUCUCAGGAAAAUGAUGUGCUUUUAAAGAAGAAAUGCAAUUCAGGAUUACCUCUAAUAAUUCCCCUACAUUUAACCUUUUAAAUUAUUAAAAGGUUAAUAAAUCUUUUAUAUAGAUGUAUUGUUUUAUAACUGUAUUGAAUAAUUUAAAACCAUGGCUGAAGCACAGGUCUUUACUGUACAUUUAAAUAAUUAGCUAUCUAAUAGGAAAUCUUGGUCUUAGUUACUUGAGCAGAUUUUUUUCAGAUACAUAGGAAUUAUUCUUUUAAAUUGUGACAAUAUAGAUUUACCAAGUUUACCUUCUAGAGAUUUAGGAUACAUCUGUUUCCAUGUGUGGACAUUCCAAUUUUUAUAUUAAUUAUAUUUUGUAUUUAUUAAAAAAUCAGAAGUACACAGGGCUCAUCUUGAAGUUGAUUAAGUGUUCAAAGAUGCAUGCACAGCAGAAAGUACCAUUAAGACCAUUGCCAGGCUUUUUAAAAUGAGCACACCUUCCUCAAGGGUUCAGCCAUGCAGCUUGAGCUGCAGAACAGCCGAACAGUAAAUUUAUAAUGUGACUUCUGUUCUCUGUCACAACACUGCUACUCUGAAUGCUGUGUGACUGGGUGUAUGUAAGGUGACUGUAAAAUUUUUCUGCCAAUCACUUUUUGUAAUAUUGCUAUUAAAUUUUAAUCCUUUGUCUCAGUUCACAAGGUUGAACAGAUUCAUAUUUUAUAUGUAUUUUCUAAAGAUUCUGGGUAAAUAAUUGAUUCUGUACAAAUCAUAAAUAUGUAAAUGCAAUUAAAUGGUCUUUCUAGGAUGAUUCUGUAAAUUGCUGGAAAAAUGCCCUCAAAGGGGCUGUUGUACCUUCUGACUAGAAUUUCCCUUGCUCUAGAGCAGUACAUCAGUGGUGUUCAUUGAUGGCUAUUUCUUUACAUCUAUUGAUAGGACUGAAUGAUGGGUUAAAAUAACUUUUUCAUUUGAAUAGAUAAGUGCAAGGUUCAUGAAAAUUAAAUUUGAGUCACGUACUACAAUCCAAAUACUCAUUUGAAAAAUGGCUUACAGGAAUCAGUGAAACUUUCUUCUGGGUAUAGGGGCACAGUAUUUUGCUGUUAGGGUGUAACAACCUAAUUAUAGGGGAGUGAUCUUUACUCUUGGCAGCCUCAAAAUUCUUCUGUCCAUUGAACUGCAUAGAUCAUCAUCUUACUCUGAAGUUAUUUAAUUUGAAACCUACUGUUGCUUCAGAUAUAUAUAAUCUGAAACCUACCAAUAUAUAUAAUUAUCUUAAUUGUAAAAUAAUCCAGUGGAGGCUACUGGGGGAAGGAGAAGAUUUGCACUGAUUUCUCCCUACAUCACUAUCUCUCUGUUUUUUGGGAGGCCCCUUGACCUACCCACACAAUUUUUUGAGGACUGGCUUAAAAUCUUUUCCUCCAGCAGGAUUGUCCUGAGUAGAUUUCCAUGCAUGGCUAGUUUAAUCCAACCAUUUAAUUUACCAUACAGUAGGAUAAGUUGCUAAGAAGCAAUACAGAAAAAUAUUUUUUCUUUGCUGCAAAACU
Varanus komodoensis (Komodo dragon) is the source of this 8734-nucleotide messenger RNA. It is a transcript of the gene ZNF518A, whose product is annotated as zinc finger protein 518A. Gene Ontology annotation, molecular function: DNA-binding transcription factor activity, RNA polymerase II-specific; RNA polymerase II cis-regulatory region sequence-specific DNA binding. Gene Ontology annotation, biological process: regulation of DNA-templated transcription. The transcript has 3 exons. The coding region runs from base 442 to 4923 and encodes 1493 amino acids. NCBI's taxonomy places the organism in Eukaryota, Metazoa, Chordata, Lepidosauria, Squamata, Varanidae. The record is from RefSeq and is a predicted model, not a curated record.